Messenger RNA from Gasterosteus aculeatus aculeatus (three-spined stickleback), 2780 nucleotides. The record is from RefSeq and is a predicted model, not a curated record. NCBI's taxonomy places the organism in Eukaryota, Metazoa, Chordata, Actinopteri, Perciformes, Gasterosteidae.
ACGCAGCUCAGCGAGUCGCUUCACUGAACCCCGUCUUUCCGUGACCCCGUGACGUUUCCUCCACAGGUCACGGAACAGACGCCGUAGUUCCGCUUCCCUUUGUCCGUGAAGAUGUCGCUGCUCCACAGCCUGAAGCUGCUCGUCAGCCGGCGGCUCUCCGCGGCGCUCGAGGAGGUCUUCGCCCACUUCGAGAGCACGAUGGCGGAGUACGAGGACGAAAUGGACCGGCUACGAUCCGCAGACGUCAAGCUGUUGGUGUUAAAGGGAGAAGUUCCCCCUGAGCAGCAGGAGAGGAGCUCCAGUCAGGACCAGGAGGACCCAGAGCCCCCCCACAUUACAGAGGACCAGGAGGACCCAGACCCCCCCCACAUUACAGAGGACCAGGAGGACCCAGACCCCCCCCACAUUACAGAGGACCAGGAGGACCCAGACCCCCCUCACAUUAAAGAGGAGCAGCUUCAAGGACUGGAGGAGGCUGACAUGAAGGUCUUCACUCCUGUGAAGAGUGAAGAUGAUGAAGAGGAAGCUCAGUCCUCACAGCUUCAUCAGAGACAAACUGAACAGAUGGAGACAGAAGGUGAUGGAGAGGACUGUGGAGGACCAGAACCAGACAGCAACUCCGGUCCAGAUACCGAUGAGGAGACUGAAGACUCUUCUGAACCCGACACUGAGGACAGUGAUGACUGGAAAACGGUUGUGGCCAAUGAGACACGGCUGCUGUGCGCAAAGCGCCGUCCUGCCGCCGGGUCCGAUCGACGCGAUUUUGGGGGGAAACGUGACUUUAAAGACCAUCGGCGGGAAACUGGACUUCAACUUCCUCAUCUGGAACUUCAAUGACGGAUCCAAAUCGAUCAACAUCGUCACCGCGAGCGCGUCGGGCGUGAAGGUGGGCACCGCCUUCACCGGGCGGGCGAGCCUGAACGUGACCAACGGGUACCUGACCAUCGGGCCGCUGAAGUCCGAGGACAGCGGGGACUACGCCAUCACCAUCAACCCUUCGGCGGGCGACACCGUGACCGGAGAAGUCCAACUUCGAGUUCUGAAGCCGGUGUCCGACGUCUCCAUCAAGUCCAGCCUGUCGGAGGCCAUCGAGCUCAACAGCACGGUGGUCCUGACCUGCUCCGCCAAAGGCUCCUUCCUCCAGUUCAGCUGGCUCAGGGGAGACGUGCCCAUCGUGGACGACGGCAAGCGCUUCACCGUGAAAAAUGGUGAACUGUCCAGUAAUUUGACCCUCAACGACGUCCUCAGGACCGACCAGGGUCCCAUCUACUGCACGGCCAGUAACCAGCUGCAGCUGGCGAGGAGCGCCCCCUUUAACCUCACUGUCUACUACGGACCAGAAGCAGUCGCCAUCAGUCCUCUGGCCCCUCUCUACAUCAGCUCCAAGGCCAACUUCAGCCUGUCGUGUUCGGCCGUCUCCAGCCCGUCCGCAGAUUUCCUGUGGUACCGGGACCAGCAGGAGAUCGGGUCUGGGGGUCCCAUCCUGACUCUGGGGGUCAUAAACUCUCUGGGGUUUGGGAACAAAACGGGUAACUACAUGUGUAAGGCCCAGAACAAGAAGACCCAGCGCACCGUCUCCUCGGCGGCCGUCGCCAUCGCUGUGAUCGAGCCCAUCCCUAGUGCUGAGGUCAGCGGUCCGGCCGCCAUCCUCAUCGCCGGCAACAGCACCGCCAACAUCAGCUGCCGGGCGACGGCCGGCAGCGCGGCGAGCACCACGUGGCUGAAGGACAAGCAGCCUCUGGCCGCCAGCGGCCGCCUGCUGUUCUCCGCCAACAUGAGCUGGUUGAGGAUCGACCCGCUGCAGAAGGAGGACAACGGGGAGUACACGUGCCGGCUGGAGAACGCCGUCAGCAGCGCCGAAGCCUCCUACAAGAUGGUGGUCAACUACGGUCCGGAGCAGGCGACCGUCACGGGCCAGAAGGCCGUCGAGGUCAACGACAAAGUGACGCUGGACUGCUCCGCCCCCUCCGUCCCCCCCGCCAUCUUCUCCUGGAAGUUUAACAACACGCUGACCGACGUCAAGACGGCCCGAUACCUGAUCGACAUGGCGCUCUACAAGAACACCGGCACGUACACGUGUGAGGCUUACAACGCCGUCACCGGAAAGACCACCGCGCAGAGCCACUUCCUGUCCGUCAAAGAGGAAGGCGCGCUGGAUAAAGGUCUCUCAGACGGAGCCAUUGCUGGAAUCGUCAUCGCCGUCCUCGUGGCCCUCGGCGCCGCCAUCGGCCUGAUCAUGUACUGCAGACAGAAAGUCCCGGUGGAGUCACCGUACUAAAGCCGCUGCUGCACGUAGGAGAUAUCGGCCCAAAACAUCUGAUUAUUAUCUUCUCCCAUGAUGCAUCUUUGCAGCCGUGAGGAGCGUGCAGUUGGAUUCAAAGCCGUCCCCCCUCCCCCCUACCACCCCCGCCCCCCCCCCCCCCCCCCCCCCCCCCCCCCCCUCGUCCCCUGCCAUAAUCAGAUUUCUCACACCUGUGGAUUAUCAGCUGGAAUCUUUCCUUUUUUUAUAGCUCUUUUUUGGCACCGUCUCCAUGAACUUGUCCAUCGUCAUCGUCAUCAUCAUCAUCAUCAUCAUCAUUGUCAUCUUCUUCUCCUCCUCUUCCUCCUGAUGUUUAACAAACAAUUUGUCCGGCUCCCACUCACUCAAAAGCACAAGAAACUGUGCGACAGACGUUUCACGAUGAGAGAAACUUUAUCCAGCUGGAAACCCGAGAAGGAAAUUCACACACACACACACACACUCACACACACACACACAGACACACACAGACACACACACA